This is a messenger RNA of Trichophyton rubrum CBS 118892, 738 nucleotides long. RefSeq lists its product as uncharacterized. Gene Ontology annotation, molecular function: RNA binding. The coding region runs from base 1 to 738 and encodes 245 amino acids. The transcript is spliced from 3 exons. Gene Ontology annotation, biological process: RNA processing. The record is from RefSeq and is a predicted model, not a curated record. Gene Ontology annotation, cellular component: nucleolus. Lineage: Eukaryota; Fungi; Ascomycota; Eurotiomycetes; Onygenales; Arthrodermataceae.
AUGUCUGUUGAAGUGGUGGUCGUGAAUCCAGCCUCCAAGAUGGAGAAGGACGAGGAGGAGCUCUCUGAAGAGCAGAUCCAGAGUCUCUUGCUCGAAGCUGAAAAAAGGUUGAAGAAGGCGUCUGGCAGCUCUAGCAAGCAGGACGGUGAUGACGGAGCCGUCUCCCUCGCUACAGGACAGGAGGUCGGCGGCUCUGCCUCGCGGCCAAAAGUCCCGAGUUUAAACCAUAAGCAAGCAGUUCAGCCGUAUGUGCGGCAGUCCAAUAGCAUUGCUACUAUCGACAAAUCCAGACUGGUCCCGGAGUCGGCAAAGAAGCUUGCUGAGACCAUUCACACAGUGGAACAACCGCUUGUCAAGAACAAGGAAAAACCAACUUCUGGGCCGAAGUGGUUCAAUCUACCCAAGACCGUAGUUACUCCCGAAUUAAAGCGGGAUCUUCAGAUUCUCCGCAUGAGAUCCGUACUAGAUCCUCACCGCCACUACAAGAAGGAGAAUGGCAAGGCCAAGAUACCAGAGUAUUCCCAGGUUGGUACAAUAAUUGAAGGACCCACCGAAUUCUUCAGCGCCCGUAUCACAAAGAAAGAGCGCAAGAACAAUUUUGCAGAAGAAAUAAUGGCUGCUGAGAAAGAGAGCGGCCGCUUCAAGCGCAAGUAUGCUGAAAUUCAGGAAGCCAAGGCCAGCGGGAAGAAGGCAUAUUACAAGAAAUUAAAGGCAAAGCGUGCCAGGCCAAUGAAAUGA